AUGUUACAUCCUGGAGUUAGACUCACCAAAAGAGUAUACAGACAAUCACAGCCAUUGCUAAAAAAGAAUGAACAUGAAAUGUUGUUCAAUUAUUCAAAGAGAUUGUUGCAGACUAUACGAUUUCUUAUCAGUUUAUCGAGAAAAUCACUUAUCAAAAUAAUCAGAGUGAUUUUCUUGCAGAGAUCCACUUUGAGUACCUUUGCAUUUGCCUAUAUUUUUGAAGUUCUACCCAAAUUAUUAACAAAUACAGUUUAUCAUUUAUUUCAAUUACGAAUGAAGGGGUUAGGGAAUGAAACUUUAAAGAUUUUAAUUGGUCCAUUAGAUCCACAAAGAUUACCUAUUUUCAUGACAAAACUAGUGGCCACAUUAAAUGCAUUUACCCCGAUUUACAGUUCAAUCCUACUGCCGCAUAUGUCAAAUAACAAAUUGUCCUUUUAUAGUUCAUUUUUGGCAGCAUUUACCUCGGCAUUGUUAAAUUUCCCUAGUUUCCAACACCACAAAUUGAAACAUGAUAGAUAUUACACGUUAGACUGGACUCUAAUCCUAGUAACUAGAGCAUUAGAUACAUUGAUUAUAUCCAAUUUCAAAUCCAUCUUCCACACAAAUCUGAAAACAGCUAAAAGAGUUGGUGCUUAUGGAGAUAUAGUUUUAUUUGUAUGUGCUUGUUUCUUUAUUAUGGAUUCCUGGUUUUUUGAACCAGAAAAAUUGACCCCACAUUAUGCCAAAUGGAUCUCCAAAGCAUCACAUGUAGAUGAAAAUGUAUUAUUAGGGAUAAGGUAUCUUAGAGAUGGGGAAUUAGAUUAUCAUCCUGCCAAACCAUUACCACAUCAAAAACAUUUUGAAGAUUUUUGCAUUAAAUAUAAUAAAGAUCCGAAAUUAGGAGAUUUGAAUCAAAUUGAUAAAAUUCCGUGUGAAAUUCUACAUCAGUUCACCACCAAAAGUUGCUGGAAACACGUUUUGUUAUUAUUUUGGGUUCAAUUCAAGUUUGCAUUCAAAUUGUAUGCCACUUUAAAUACUUUUUUAUUUGUCUUUAUUAAAAAGUUCAGGGGAAGUCCGUUAAAAAAUUUAUAUAAAACAAUUCGAUCGGCUUCAUUUUUAGGUGCAUUUACUGGUAUACAUUGGGCAGCUUUCUGUUUCAUUAGAAAUAAUCACCCAAAUUGGUUCGGACAAAAAUUCUGGGACAUUUUAGCCCCAAAAGCAGGGUCUGCCUUGUGUGGAACCAGUAUUUUAUUGGAAUACCCAAGUCGUCGGAAUGAAUUAUCUUUAUUUGUUUUGCCUAAGGCAUUAGGGACUUUUAUCGAUCCAACCCCCACUGAAACAAACAUAGCAACCGAGGUGAUAGCUUUUAGUUUAAGUUUUGCAGUGUUGAUAGCCUAUGCUAGACUGCAACCAAGUAAAUUGAGAGGGUUAGUGGGUAAAGGAUUGAGUUACAUGGUUAAACAUUAG
Candida dubliniensis CD36 is the source of this 1446-nucleotide messenger RNA. RefSeq lists its product as uncharacterized. The transcript has a single exon. Bases 1 to 1446 code for a protein of 481 amino acids. The record is from RefSeq and is a predicted model, not a curated record. NCBI's taxonomy places the organism in Eukaryota, Fungi, Ascomycota, Pichiomycetes, Serinales, Debaryomycetaceae.